Molecule: messenger RNA, 1920 nt
Organism: Pseudomyrmex gracilis
Lineage: Eukaryota; Metazoa; Arthropoda; Insecta; Hymenoptera; Formicidae
Exons: 2
Coding region: 932-1900 (322 amino acids)
Source: RefSeq, a predicted model, not a curated record
AUUUAUGUAUGCAGAGAGUGUAUGUGCAUAGAGAGAGAGAGAGAGAGAGAAUAUUAUUGCGUGUAUGUGUAUGUACGUAUGUGUCGAUGCGUAAGCUGUUUUUCAGAAGAACGAGCACAUCUGUUGAACAUAUGACGCAGGAAACGUCUUAUUAAAGCACUUAGUUGCGGCUACAGGAGACUGAAAUCUUCUAUUCAGAAGGCGGAUAUGAAUGCCAUUGGAAGGAGAAUCCCCACCAACCGGGAGAUGAAAGUCUCCGCCGUGUAAUCGAUAGACGGUCUGCAGCUCUGACAGUCACGCGUAUGUAGCUCAAGGCCGAGCACAAUGUUGUGCGUAUGAGCGUGUAAAUGUGGACAUUAUUUAUUAUGUUAUUAUUCAUAUUUCGAAUCGAUGGAUUAUCCUGGGUGUAAAUUACUGCACUGUACAGUUGUGAGAAAUAGUGCAGCGGAAAUACUGUUUGAAACACACACACUACGGAAAUUUAUAUGUAAUUUAAAUAAAUAUUUUCUCUAAAAUCUCUUCUGAGACAACGUAAACAAGUUCACGCACGUUCGACAUGAUUAGAACACAAUUAUAUAUUUAUAUAUAUUUAAACAUCACUGCACGAUUGCGCAUUUAGAAAGACAGAAAAAAAUAAUAAAAAUAAAAAUAUGAUUAACAGUGUGACUACAGUAAAUUAUACAUCACUAUUAAAUAUCGUCAAAAUCCAGAAAUUAUAACGAGCAAUACGUACAACAAGAGUGAAAUAUUAAUUACUCGCUCGAAUUACUUCAGUGUGUAUCACAAAACAAGAAAUACAUUAAAAAUUAAAAGUUUCUAUAUUUAUGAUUUGGAAGUUACAAUUAUAUGUACAUAAAAAAUAAUUUUGAUUAUCUCCUUACGAACGAUAAAUUAACCGACCGAAAACUCAAGAAGUCUUAAUUUCUUUAUAAUGGCAACGAUAGAGAAUAAUAUAGAUAUAAUCCAAGAAGCGUUUUUUAAAUUAACUGAAAAUUACAUCCAACAUGGAGCUAUAAUAAGUGAUUUAAAAUCCGUUACUGCGAUUACUACCGCAAAUGCUAAGAAUCCCAGUUUUCCAAUGUUCUCAAAAAAAAUGCUGGUGAUAUUAUUAGUGCCAUUUCUCUAUAGUAUAUUUAACAGAUGUUUUUACACGAAUUUAAUUAAGAGUUUUCAAGGAACUCGAUGCUUAUUGCCGAAUAAUUAUCUCGUAUGGGAAUUUACAAGACCGAUAUCAAAUUGCGAUUAUUGCCGGGGCGUUGAAGCGCCGUUAAUCUUGCCAAACUUGACCAAAGAAGAGUUUCGUUUUUACUCUUAUUCGCCCCGACCUAUGAUAAUAAAAAACGCGACCUACGAUUGGCCGGCGCGUAAAAAAUUCACUCUAAAAUUUUUUCGAAAUUUGUACGAGACAACGGAGGGUGCCUACGAGUCGGUGGAAGAGGAAUGCCAGUUUUUGCAUUUCAAGAGUAACUUUGCGAAUUUGCGCGAAGUGUUCGCGAUGAGUGAAGAUCAAGCGUUACAUCGAAAUGGCGAAGAUUCCUGGUACGUCGGCUGGAAAAAUUGUCAUUUGCAGAUUCUAGAUGCUAUGAAAGAGUUUUACAACGUGCCUCACUUCUUGCCGGAGGACGCGGAAAUUCCGUACAGCAAUUACAUCUUCCUUGGUUACGAGGAAGGUGCCGUUAUGCACCUGGAUUAUAUAUCAAGACUUAUGUGGCAAGCUCAGAUAAUAGGCAGUAAAACGUGGACCGUAGCUCCGACGCCGGAAUGUGAGAGCGAAUGUAAAUCUUUUACAUUCACCGUCGACGUGGCGGACGUUGUAUUGUUGGAUACUCGGAUAUGGUAUCAUGGUACUCGCAUCGAAAACGGAAAUCUUAGUCUAACGGUCACGUCUGAGUACGGAUAGAUUUUCUAGCUUUUUUUAUA